Emys orbicularis (European pond turtle) is the source of this 1446-nucleotide messenger RNA. RefSeq names its product tryptophan hydroxylase 1 (gene TPH1). Bases 1 to 1446 code for a protein of 481 amino acids. Lineage: Eukaryota; Metazoa; Chordata; Testudines; Emydidae. The record is from RefSeq and is a predicted model, not a curated record. The transcript has 11 exons. Gene Ontology annotation, molecular function: iron ion binding; tryptophan 5-monooxygenase activity. Gene Ontology annotation, biological process: serotonin biosynthetic process; aromatic amino acid metabolic process. Gene Ontology annotation, cellular component: neuron projection.
AUGUUCUCCGGCCGAAUGGAGGGAGCCCGCAGGGGACGGUCCUUCGACUCCAUGAACUCCAGCUUCGAGGAGAACCAGCUGAAUAACGAGUUAAAUAAGUCAAAUUACACAAUGAUUGAAGACAAUAAGGAGAACAAAGACAAUUCAGCUGAAAGAGGUAGAGCAGCUGUCAUUUUUUCCUUAAAGAAUGAAGUUGGAGGACUUGUAAAAGCGCUAAAACUCUUUCAGGAGAAACAUGUAAAUCUGAUGCACAUCGAGUCCCGAAAGUCAAGGCGAAGAAAUUCAGAGUUUGAGAUCUUUGUGGACUGCGAUAGUAACAUGGAACAACUGAAUGAGAUCUUCCACCUACUGAAAUCCCACGUCAAUAUUGUAUCCGUGAACCCCACAGAUAAUGUCACUGUGCAGGAGGAUGACAUGGAGAAUACACCCUGGUUUCCUAAGAAGAUCUCAGAUUUGGAUAAAUGUGCGAACCGUGUUCUGAUGUAUGGGUCUGAAUUGGAUGCCGACCAUCCAGGUUUCAAAGACAAUGUCUAUCGUAAGAGGCGAAAGUAUUUUGCAGACUUAGCUAUGAACUACAAACACGGUGACCCAAUCUCCAAGAUUGAAUUCACUGAGGAGGAGAUUAAGACUUGGGGCACUGUAUUCAGAGAGCUCAACAAGCUGUACCCAACUCAUGCCUGCAGAGAGUACCUUAAAAACUUACCCUUACUCACCAAAUACUGUGGGUACCGAGAAGACAAUAUCCCCCAGCUGGAAGAUGUAUCGCGCUUCCUGAAAGAGCGCACAGGUUUCACCAUCCGUCCAGUUGCUGGAUAUUUGUCACCCAGAGAUUUCUUGGCAGGCUUAGCAUUCAGAGUUUUUCACUGCACUCAGUAUGUUAGGCACAGCUCGGACCCUCUCUACACCCCAGAGCCCGAUACCUGUCAUGAACUCCUGGGUCAUGUCCCACUCUUGGCUGAACCCAGUUUUGCUCAGUUCUCCCAGGAAAUUGGCCUGGCAUCGCUUGGGGCAUCAGAUGAGGCUGUUCAAAAACUGGCAACAUGCUACUUCUUCACUGUGGAGUUUGGUUUAUGUAAGCAAGAGGGACAGCUACGAGUCUAUGGGGCUGGUUUACUUUCUUCCAUCAGUGAGCUCAAGCAUGCUCUCUCUGGCAAUGCCAAAGUCAAGUCCUUUGAUCCUAAGGUGACCUGCAAGCAAGAAUGCAUCAUCACAACUUUCCAGGAAGUCUACUUCGUUUCUGAAAGUUUUGAAGAAGCAAAGGAAAAGAUGAGAGAGUUUGCAAAAACAAUCAAGCGCCCGUUUGGAGUAAAGUACAACCCAUAUACGCAAAGCAUACAGAUCCUGAAAGACACCAAGAGCAUUGCUAGUGUGGUGAAUGAGCUGCGUCAUGAAUUGGACAUUGUCAGCGAUGCCCUCAACAAGAUGGGCAAGCAACUGGGCAUCUAA